Tribolium castaneum (red flour beetle) is the source of this 628-nucleotide messenger RNA. RefSeq names its product transcription factor MafA-like. Lineage: Eukaryota; Metazoa; Arthropoda; Insecta; Coleoptera; Tenebrionidae. The coding region runs from base 130 to 357 and encodes 75 amino acids. The transcript has 2 exons. The record is from RefSeq and is a predicted model, not a curated record.
CCAAACACCCAGAGAGAGCGAAUUUUACCCAUCGCUUCCUUCAAUGGAACGUCGCCCCCUUAUUACUAUAAAAGCCCGCUUUUGCCAAGUCACUAUCAGUCCAGCCGUCGUCCCAUACGCACUCGCAUCAUGAAGAUAAUAGCUUGGUUCUUUUGGUGCCUCGCUGCCAUCGUCGCUAAGGUCACAGCUGGAGGACAUGGGGGCCACCAUCACGUCAAGUUCAUUAUUCCGUACCAUCACAAGACCAUCAAGCACACCCAUACCAUCCACAAGACCAUACACCACAAGCAUGAGGGUGGUGGUGGUGGUCAUGGGUUGGGACACAGCCAUGGGGGAGUUCCCAAAGGAUGGCACUAAAGCAACUUUUUCCCUUUGUGAUAUUCUUCGUUGUUUGAGGAAGGGCGAAGCAGACAGGGCUCUGUAAUGCUUGCUUUUCAACCAGAUUACCUUCUAGUAUUAUUGCUUUGUUUUUGUUAUUGUUUUGUUUUGUUUUGUUUUGUUGUUUUUGUAUAUAGUUUUUACUAAUCACUCUGUAGUACCUACCAACUGUGUUUCUUCUCAACUGUCGUACAAAUUAUUUUGUAUUUUAUGUACCUACUAAUAAUUAAACGAAUUAGAGAGUUUGAAA